Messenger RNA from Xenopus laevis (African clawed frog), 3961 nucleotides. RefSeq names its product RING finger protein 145-like L homeolog (gene rnf145l.L). Gene Ontology annotation, molecular function: zinc ion binding; ubiquitin protein ligase activity. Gene Ontology annotation, cellular component: endomembrane system; membrane. Gene Ontology annotation, biological process: ERAD pathway; proteasome-mediated ubiquitin-dependent protein catabolic process. The transcript has 11 exons. NCBI's taxonomy places the organism in Eukaryota, Metazoa, Chordata, Amphibia, Anura, Pipidae. The record is from RefSeq and is a predicted model, not a curated record. Bases 406 to 2841 code for a protein of 811 amino acids.
CCAAUUAGUUUAGCCGGAAGAUGUACUAAAAUGGACACCGUAGUUACUGUACUGGGCAGCAGUGGAGAGGGCGGGUAGACUUUGGCAGUGGGUGACGUGGAGGACAUACCUGUAGUUAGGAGGAAGGAAACUGAGGGGACCCGAGGCCUAAUAAGGUGCCUUGAAUGCUCCGUGGUUUGUGCCAGUCCUGCACUCAUUGCAAUCUGCCUGUUUCAUGGGACUCCAUCUUUGUAAGUGGCAGGUGGAACUGCAUUCUGGCACCCUGACAGUAUCUAGAAGCUUCUGCCCCAGUAUCACAUCUGUGCCAUUACUGCAGGAGUGGGGAUGACUUUUGACUUUCUAUAUCUAUAAAGGGGACCCUGGGUCUUACACCUCAUUCCUCUGCCCCCCAGUCUCCUCUCGGACAUGUCCAGACUGGAAGACAUUGCCAACGUGGUGCUCAGGCUUCCCAGCAUUGUCGUUUUGGAUCUGUUAUACCGAUGGGACUUCCAGGCAUUUACGGAGCUCAGCCGACCGACAUACGAAACAAACUUUUUCAAGUCGAAACACUUGUGGAAUAUUUAUUACCUGGCUCAUUUCCUAUGUGCUGUUCUGCUGCUCCUUCCCCUGCGGUACCUGGUCAAUAUCUACCUGUAUCUGCUGACAGCCCUGCUUUUGUAUGUAGCUCACCGGACUACAAGGGAUUCUAUUCAGCAGGAGAUGGACUCUGACUUCCCUGGGGCUCUGUAUGACGACCCCAAUGCUCUGACCCGCAUCAUCACUGCACUGACUGGCCUGGUGAUUGUGGCCACUCUGUGCUCCCUGCUCUUAAAGACCCGGAACGCCUGGCUCUUCUGUUCUCCGGUAUUGCCGCUGCUCGGCCGGAUAGUUGGACUCCCGCUUCAGGUUCUGCCUCCGCUCAACAAUGUCUCCAUAUUCCUGACUGUGCUGGGAUCUCUGUUCUACCUGCUGUCCAACCUGGGUGUGCUACUCAACCUCUUCCGCAAAGUGUAUCAGGAGGUAGUGCAGGUUCAAGAGUUUGACAGGCUGGUGACCCUGGGAAUGCAGCUUUGGGCUCAUUUGGCCGUGCCUCUCCUUUUCCUCGUCUUUUGGUUGGUGUCGUUCAGUUUCCAUAUUGUCUCUUUCCUGUCAUCCAAGCCCGGAGCACUGGGCCAGCAAGGGCUGAUUUUCAUCUUUCUGAACAGUGCUGCCGAGUGCUGUGGGACUCCCUAUUGCCUUAUUGGUCUGACCUUCACUGUCUCCUAUUUGGCCCUGGGAAUGCUCAAUUUCUGCAAAUUCUACCUGCUGGGCUUUGAUGCCUUUCGGAACGGCAAUGUCAUGCACAGGGGCGUAACGGAAGGGGUGACCCUAAUGCUGCUGGCUUUGCAGACUGGGCUCCUCGAUCUUCAGGUGCUUCAGAGAACCUUCCUCCUUAGCAUCAUCCUCUUCAUUGUCGUCACCUCCACACUGCAGUCUAUGAUCGAAAUUGCCGACCCUAUAGUGCUGGCACUUGGAGCCACCAGAAACAGGAGUCUAUGGAAACAUCUACGUGGGGUCAGUAUGUGCCUCUUCCUGCUGGUGUUCCCCUGCUUCAUGGCCUACAAGAUUUCUCAGUUCUUCCAUAUGGAUUUCUGGCUGCUGAUCUUGGUGUCCAGCUGUAUGCUCACAUCCCUGCAGGUUCUGGGGACACUAUUUAUUUACGCCCUGUUCAUGGUGGAGCUUUUCCAUGACAACCAGGUGGAAAAAAUAGAUGAAAUUAUUUAUUAUGUGAAUGCGGUGAGUCGCGUCCUGGAGUUCCUCGUGGCUGUUUGUGUCGUGGCCUACGGCACGUGGGAGUCUCUGUUUGGCGAGUGGAGCUGGAUGGGGGUCUCUGUGAUUAUAGUUCACUCCUAUUUCAAUGUCUGGCUCAGAGCUCAGUCUGGGUGGAAGAGCUUCUUGCUGAGGAGGGAGGCGGCCAAGAAAAUCAACUCCAUGCCCAGGGCUACUAAGGAGCAGCUAAUGGCACAUAAUGAUGUGUGUCCCAUUUGUUUCCAGGACAUGUCUGAUGCCAUCAUCACCCCGUGCAGCCAUAUCUUCCAUGGAGAAUGCCUGCGCAAAUGGCUUUAUAUCCAAGACACCUGCCCUAUUUGUCACCAGCAGGUGAAUCCCCUUGUAGAGGAACUAGGAGAAGACAAGAGAGAGGAGGAUGAGGAGGAGGAGGCGGCAGAUGAACCAAUGUGGGAAGAGGCCACAGCCCAUAGAUACAGAAGGAACCACUGUAAUGCAGACAGCGAGGAGGAGGAGCUACAAGAGAGCGGCCUGGAUGCAGCCAAUGGAGAAGGAGGAGGAAACAAAUGUAAUGCAGACAGGGGGAGCGAGGAGGUGGAGCUACAAGAGAGCGGCCUGGAUGCAGCCAAUGGAGAAGGAGGAGGAAACAAAUGUAAUGCAGACAGGGGGAGCGAGGAGGUGGAGCUACAAGAGAGCGGACUGGGUGCAGCCAAUGAAGAAGGAGGAAACAAAUGUAAUGCAGGGCCCCAGAGAGAGGAGGUGGAGCUACAAGAGAGCGGACUGGAUGCAGCCAAUGUAGAAGGAGGAAUCAAAUGUAAUGCAGAGCACCAGAGAGAGGAGGUGGAGCUACAAGAGAGCGGACUGGGUGCAGCCAGUGGCGAAGGAGGAAACAAAUGUAAUGCAGAGCACCAGAGAGAGGAGGUGGAGCUACAAGAGAGCGGACUGGAUGCAGCCAAUGUAGAAGGAGGAAUCAAAUGUAAUGCAGAGCACCAGAGAGAGGAGGUGGAGCUACAAGAGAGCGGACUGGAUGCAGCCAGUGGCGAAGGAAGAAACAAAUGUAAUGCAGAGCACCAGAGAGAGGGGGGGGGGAAUUAGAAGAGAGAGCGGACUGGAUACAGCCAGUGGAGAAGGAGGAAACAAAUGUAAUGCAGAGCACCAGAGAGAGGAGGUGGAGUUACAAGAGAGCGGACUGGAUGCAGCCAAUGUAGAAGGAGGAAUCAAAUGUAAUGCAGAGCACCAGAGAGAGGAGGUGGAGGAAGAAGAUGGUGGAGAGAACUCAGCCCAAGGAGAAGAAUGGCAUCUAGAAGGGGAGGGACAUUUGGAGGUAACUGAGGGUGGAAAGUAAGACAGUCAGCCUGGGAGGCCAGGAGAAGUCAUUCAAGAGAUGAAAGUCAGGGAGCUGUGCAGGAGGAGGCAGACAUUCAGUAAAGACAACGUGGUUGGGGAAAUUGAUCUCAGGCACCCCCUAAACUUUACCCCCUGGAUGUGCUCUAGGACAGGACAGGACAGGCUUCCUAUGCUACAGCUUUGCCCAAAGUGCCAGUGAACUAGAAUUCACAUCUCUGCUUAUUGCCUGCAGAACAGAGCUGGAGAGAGAAGGGGCCUCACUUUAGCAGAUUUAGGAGACUGUUGGAGUUCAUUUUGUGCAGGAAAUUCCACUAUUUUGUUAAAGUUAAGCACUUCCUAGAAACGGGGGGUCCUUUAGACCAAAGGGUUAAAUGACAAUUCAGGGACUAUAAAACCUGUGCUGGGAGGAGGCUGCAGGGCGAGUUGAUCUUGUUCCGCAGUGUUGCCUUUGGAGGUUACAUGUCACAGAGGUGAUCGGCUAGAGAUGUGGGGGUGAAUGUAUCCUGCACCCCUGUUAGAGAGAGAGACUUGUAGUUUUGCCCCAGAACAUGAUCCAGUUAAUCAGAGGUCAAUCCAUUCAGUAGGGUCAGAAGUUGGGGCACCCUGAGGGCCAAGCAGUGUGUCUGGGGCACCCGAUGGCUGGAGACUGGCGCAAUUACAAGAAGUAUUUCUCUGCUUCAGGGUCCAUAACCUACGCAGCACAAACACUGACCAGUGGCCUUAAUUUCUAGUGUCUGCAGCCGGGGCGAUGGGAAUGAUUGGGUUCCUGCGAGUCUGUUCUUGUGUGGCUGCCAUAUUGUUAUGCCCUGAGGCCUUUCCCUUGUAAUAUGCAAUGCCAAUGCACUAAAUAAAUGUAUGAAAAGACCAA